AUGUCCAAGUUUCAAGAGCUCAAAAGGGAGCUUAGUAUCCUAGAGAAAACCUUUGGCUCGGACCACGAACAUCUCCGUGUAGAAGCCAAUGGUUUGGAUGAAGUGACAUACCGAUUUCUCGCACCCAAUGGCGAGCACGUAGUUCACUGCAAUAUCUAUGUAAGUCGUUCGUUUAUGUUUUGUACUUGCUAGUGGUUCUUUAAGGUAUUGAAUAGUGUCAUUGAGAUGUAUUAUAAUCGAAUUUAUCAUUUACCAAAAGGAAUCUUAUCCCAACCCGCCGCCGAUGUGGUUUGCGGAGAGUGAAGACGCGAAAAUCACUCAAAUUGUCGAGUCUUUGAGCUGUAUUGAGCCCUCUGCGCCGAAUUUAGUAAGCCUGCUUUGAUUUUACUGCUUCAAAUGAUCUUUUUUUUAUUUAAAUGUUUCGAAGCUUAGUUCUCAAUGACUUGGCUAUGUGACGUUUGCUUUCAUUUCCCAUCUGGUUUACAGUUACUUCGCUCGACAAAGCACUUGGUCAAGGAGCUAUUCAAAUGGCAAAAUGUACCAAUACCACCGCAUAUUGAAAGUCUAGAUCUGGUUCAGCUUAUACAGGUAGGUUUUGUACUUCCUUUCUUGUUAAUUGGUACUUGAUUUCCCGAGAAAGUGAAAAGGAAAAGUGCUGUUUAUAUUGACGCGACAGUAAUACAGCGUGCCAAAAAUAGCGUGAAAAACCGUGUGAAAACGAGGCAUUUUGUCCUGACGGCAGCACAAAAGAAAGGAUUAAAUUGUGUUUAACCGGAAGUGAGCCACAGAACGCAAAUAAGUAACUAUAUUUUUUCGAGGCAGAAGCAUCAAAAGAGGCUUUUAUGCACCGAGAUAAUUGCAAAUGCACUGAUCAAACUGAGAAAUUUAAAUGGCUAUUUACAAGCAUUGAAUGACUCGGCUUGACGUUCAUUAUGUGGUGCCCUACUAACAUGCAUAAUUUUGUGUGCUUGCAUACAUAAUGUUGGCUUGUAUUGUUGCACUAAAUAAAAGCUUGUUUAAUUUUGAACACCUUUCUACAACAUAUCCAUUCAUGCAUUUUUAAAAAUAUACACACAGUUGUAAUGUAGUUUUUCUGAAAUUUUAUUGAUUUGUAAUUACUGGAGGGAUACUUGUGGCUUUUUCAAAAUGAUACAAUUGCAUUUGUUACUUUUAUACAGACAUCUAAACCAUUUCUAGCGUUCUAGUAUUUACAUUUAUUUGUGGCUGUACUCAGCAAAGGUUGCCCAUUGCAUCAAAAUCAAUAAAAUGAUUGAAAAUAAAUAGAUAAACAAAUGAAUAAACAGCCAAAAUAAUCUGCUAAUUAAGAAAAUAACACUGCACUAGUUGCAGUUUAAUUCCUCCCACAAAAGAAAGGACUACAAAACAACAUGCUUCAGAGGAAGUAAUUUUUUAAAUACAAGGGAACCUCUGCGAUUUUUCCCAUUUAUCUUUUCUAGUGAAAUAAUUGUUGCAUACCAUUUUGGCAUCCUGCAAACUUAAAUAAUGGCUGGUUGUAGUAUUGCAUACCUCAACUUAAAGGGAGUUGUCUAUCUCUUUUUUCUUUCCUUGUUUGCACUGUUUCCUACAAUGUAGUUUAAGCUUCCUUGUUGUAUUAAUUUUGUAUUGGGGCUCAUCUUUAGUAACCAAAACAAGAGAAAAACUACAGCUACACCGUGCAAUGCAUAUCCCAAUGGGGUACUCCCCUAUAAAGUGAUGGGAGUGUUUGUCGGAAAAUUUUGAGAACUCCCCUAAAACAGUGCUCGACUCUUUUUUGUCACCAGAACAAGUACUCUAGUCGCCAAGAAUUAUAUUCAAGAAUUAAUGGUAUACAAUUUAAUUAAACAUGUUUUAUUUAGCUUUAACAAAAAAAAUGCUUUAGACUUCCUUUGAACUUUCUUUUGAAGGGUUUUCCUUCGGGGCUCGAUUACCAGCCGGUGUUUGGGAAAAUGAGUCCACUCUCAAGCGUAAAUCUCCUCAAACAGGUAUUCAAGCAAUGGAAUACACAUUGAGAGAAAAAAAAAACUUUAGGAAUCACAAAAAAACUUAUUUCGAUUAUUAAAGAACAAAAUCUGCAAACAUCUGUUUUGUGUCCCAUGUAUUUGCAUGUUCAGAAAUGAACAUCGGUGAAACUUGAUCUAUUUCGUUGCCAAGCACAUGAUGGAAAGUCUCAAGAAAAAGGAAACAUUGCUGAUGUUUUCGGGCAAAGAAGUUGAUUUCGCAAGUCUGCUAGACAAACAGCAUGACUCAGGGGCACCCAUUGAGAAUGUAGUUCAAAACCACUUAAACAUAGCAUUGUUGAACGUAUCUUAGUAUUUAAACGGUAGAUAUGGGCAUAUUUUUAUCUCCUAAAAAUUUUUCAUCUCUUCGGAUUUCCUAGCUGAAAGUCUAGUGAUCCGAAAAUUAUGUGGGUCAAAACUUACCUUUAGAAAAUUUCAGCCAGAAAAAAGGCUCCCGAAAAUUCUAGGUGACCUUUCUAGGGUAAAAAUCCGUUGAAAAUGGGCAAUUAUACUGGGUUGUAGCUGGUCGCAAAUCCUAGGAGAGGCCGGUAAGCAAGAAAUUUUUUCAACAAAUGUUCCAUAAAUUCUAGAUCUCAAAUCGUCUUUUAAACAGAUAUUUUCCGAAAAACUGACAUUGGGUGCUUCUCAUGACUUUCAACGGUACUUCAUUAGAAGUCAAUAAAAUAUGGCAGAGCUUUUAUUUAGGCCGUUACGCUCAACAGAAAUUUGCAUGUUUACAAGAAGCUCAAGAGGUAAGCACCAUUCGUUCUCGAUUGACUUAAGCUUUUAUCAGACUAAUCUGCUAUCAAGUCCAAAAUCGAGAUACAUGUUUGACGUAAAGAAAUUGUUUUAUUGAUGUGCUAAAAGUCAUUCCUGGAGAAACACUGGACGACCUGUUGAGAAUUGCGAUCAAUUUGCCCGGAAGUCAAGAAGACUUCCGUCGAAUUCAUCACUUGUGAUUUAGUUACUAUCCUCCUUCAAGUAAAAAUCAAACGUUAGACGGACCAACUGUUAGAUCAUAAGAACACUCGGUUAGAGUGUUCGAAGAAAUCGGCAAAGCGUUUAGACAAAUUGUUAGAGGGUUAGGCCUAACUGUUAGAGCGUUUGGGCAAAACAUUAGAGCGUUAGAAAAACUGUUAGCUAUUCAUUUGUUUUGUAAAAGAUAACAUUAUCAUUAGUUUACGUUUUCCCAAGAAGAAAGUCACCUAUCUUGGGGGCCAGGUUGGCGACCAGUCAUGAAAAUUUAGUCACCACUGAGUAAAAGCUGGUCGCAUUGGCAACCCUACAGGUCGCAACGUCGAGCCCUGUAAAGUGUACCGGAAUCUUGUUUCAUGGGCGUGUCCCAAGUUCAUUUUCGCCCCUAAGAGCUACCAAUUCAACAAUAACAAUAUAUAACUGGCACUGCAAAUUUUAAUCGGUAAUAAAAAUAACACAACUUUCUUCACUUUCUCAAGGACUUUUUGAAACCAAUCCACAAAUUUAAACCCCUAACAGGUACGACAAGCACCCCUGUCACUUUUAUAGGGGAGUACCCCUGCCCUUUCAAAGUUGCCCCAAGCAUCUGUUUCAAAGGGAGGCUAAGUGUGAUGCUAUUGAUAUUAAAAAAUGUUUCUUUAGUCCCAUGAAACAAAAUUUUUACAAGAAAGGCUUUGCACUUAGCCUUGUUUUGGAGUGAGAGAAAUAAUUCAGAACUCUGAAAUGGCCUAUCAUACUCUAGGUGUUGUUUUAACUUCAAGGGUACGUAUACAUUGUACACACUCCUAACUUAACUUGGAAGGUACGUGUAUGACCUUCCAGUUGAACAUUUAUAUGCCUGGUCACAGGUUUAACUGCUCUAAUUUUGUUCUCUUGUUGUCACUUAUUGUCCUUAAAAUGUCAUUUUCAGGAAGAUGUAGAGAUGAAAGACUCUACAACGUCACAAGAGGAUGAUGAAAGCGAAGAUGAAGGCUUAGAAGAGGUACUGACUGGAGCUUAUAACCUGGUGCAAGUAACUCUCAUUCUAAGCCUAUAUGUCAUAGUGUUUUUACCAACCAGUUUACAUCUUUUUUUAUAUACACUUAAAUAACAGCACCUUUUGAUGCAAAAAUGGAUGGGAUUGCUCCAUGUCAUCAUUGAGCACAUUCAAAGUUAUAUACAGGGUUGUCACUAAGAUUUCAAGUUGCCGGGUAAAUACAACAAGUAGGCGGGGAAUCAAACGGCUAGGGAUUUCUUUUGGUUCUAUUUUUGUUCUAUUUUCCAAUAAAAGUAGCCGGGGGCCACUCUCUUAGUAGCCGGGGAAAAUCCCCGGCCCCCGGCUCUUAAUGACAACACUGUAUAUAAGAUGUAAAAAAGGAAACUAAAUGUCAUUACAAGAGCAAAUAGUACAAUUUUGGGGUCCGAAGGUUCGGCUGUCAGACUGGUUCCUCUGGAACUCAAAAGAUAUUGUAAAUUUAAAUCAAAUCAUUCUUAGAAUUAACUGGUCAGUAUAAACACCUUGACACAAGUACAUGAAAGUCGCUUGCUCCAGGCUUCUGGUACUGUAUAGGAUACAACUGUUCAUGCACAAUACCGAGCAACAUGUAUGCACCCCUUUUAAUAAGGUAAUAAUUAAUAAUAAUAAUAUUAGUAGCAGUAGCAGCAGCAGCAGCAGCAGCAGCAACAGUAGUAGUAGCGGUAUCAAGGAAUGUUCGGAAACAAGUACCCUGAGUUUCUGGUAUUAGUUUCUAGCGUUUCUGGGGUAAGGGCAAAGAGAAAAUCAAAAUGGAGAGCGACACAGAUGCCAUUACUCAAGCCUUACCCCACACAGCAUGAUUCAGUAUUAGUCUGUCAAUAUCAUUUUGUGGUCCUCCUUUUUAAUAUCAACACAAUAAUCUGUAAACCAAAGGAGCUUUUAAAAAAGUUUGAACCGACAUGCGUACUCUUUUCAAAUUCCAGUGUUUGUUGAAUGUCUAAUGCAGAACAGUGUAUGUAGUGUAGUACUACUGCAGUAUGUAGUGUACUUGUAUACAUACAUGUACAGCUGCAGAUUGUAUAUACAUGGAAUGACAAUUUUAGCCAUCUUUUUUAGGGGCAUGAGGACAGUGAAGAUUCUGAUAACUAUGAAAUGGAGGAAGACACAGAGUAAGUUUUAUUUUAUUGAAUUGACAGUAUUUUCUUUUGUGCACCACAUUGAAAGCUCAUGAUGCAACCUUUAAAACUACAUGCAUUCAGAUACAUGUAUUUGACCAGGGAUAUGUUGCUAAGAGCUGGCUAUCAACUGAAAGAGACCUUUCCACCAGCUCAUGUCAGGGUAAUUUUGAAGGCGCAAUUGAGGAAAAAGCUAGCUUGACCAGUAGAAAAAGCCCCCUAGUGCCAAGAAAGUGUUGAAAAGACUGCUGUCAUGUCAGUCAUGUAAAUAUACAACUUAUUCUUUACUGAGGCCUUAUUUUGAUGUUAAACAGGACAGAUUCUAACAAAGAUCUUCAGGAGAUUGGUGCAGCUAACUAUGCAGUAUUGGAAAGGAUAAGAGUGAACAGGAGAGAAGACCAUCUCAAGGUCAGUCAAUGCAAUAAACAGGCUUUCAACUGACAGAGUGUAAGAAAAUGAUGAAAUUUUGCAGGAUUUCCAGUCAGGCACAAAAAUGGGCAGACUUUGUGUUGCAAGUAAAUUUUAUUCUUUGAUUUCUCCAUCACUUCUUUCGGCCUAGAACACUAUUAAAAACUUAUUGAAUUUACAGCAACAUAAAAGAAGCUCUGCCCAUUGGUUCAAGACAUUUAGUCAACAGUCAUAAAUUUGCUCUUAAGUUUGUUCUGUAGAGAUUCAUUGCAUGCAUUGCUGCAAGAGGUUUAGUUUUUGUUCUGCCUGAUUUGGACAGUUUUCCUGAUUCAGACUGAUCUUUGCAGACCUCAUAGGAAACAGAAGUUUGCUUCAAUGGGUUAUAAAGGUCAUGUGAUUUGUGAUUGGUGGAUUUUGAUCCAUUUUGUGUGUUUCUGUGUUUCAAGGUUCAUUGCUUUUGAACUUUAGAGUUUUAGCUCUCAAGUUUUUUUUUGUCUUAUUACUGAAACAAGGCAAGUUUAGAUUACCAAGGUGAAAUUGUUCAUAUAGCGCUUCCAAAUCCAGAAGAAACUCAGAUAGAGGAGGAUGAAAACAAAGCGGUACAUUUCCACCAACAUUUAAUAAUUGCAGCUUCUGCUUAUUAUUGCCACAAUAUUUGACAAGCCAUGAUUGGAUACUAUGGUGAUGGUUUAAUUUGACAUCUAAGAAAAACCUAAAACUCUGAAAUAUUUUUAAAAAUACAGGUUGCUUGUUAUUCAAAGGAGCUGUAAUACAACUGUAUAAGAAGAGAUCAUUUGAAAGUUACAGAUUUUUUAUUUUAAUUCUUUUCUUUGUUGUUUCUUUUACGUCAGGGAACAGUAUGUGGUUCAGUUCAAGCAACUGACAGGUUAAUGAAAGAACUGAGGGAUGUGUACAGAUCUGACAGUUUCAAAAGAGGUAACUUAGGUUGUGAUGUAUCUCAGUAAUUUACAUCCUUUAUCCUUUAUACAUACAUGUACAUGUAUAUUGUACAGUCAUGUACUUUGAAAAUUGCCAAUAUAUGUGCAGUGGAACUUCAAUAUAAUGAAUAUCUAUAAUUCCUUGGUAUAACAAAUGAUUUCCUUUACCCCAGAAACAGUGAAAUAUUUGAAAAGGAAUCCUCAAUAUAAGGAAACCUUGUUAUACUGAACAAAUUUUGUCAGCUCCUUGGCCCUUCAUUAGAUUGACGUUCCACUGUACACUGUACUGUUAUGUGAUUCUUACACUGUAGAAGUGAUAGGCCUAAGUUCAAUUUCCAACUGGACCAAAACUCUGAGGGUCCUUAUUACAUGUAACUAAGAAAAAUGUGCUGUUUUAUGUUUCACAUGUGUAGACAUUCUAGUCUUCUCGGAUAGUGAUGGAAAACCAUAGUCCUUGUUUCAUGUCAUUUCACUGAUCUGUGUCUGGUGGGUUGUAAAAGAUCCCACUCUCCUGUAGUUUACUAGAGUGCUGGACAUACAUACAUGUACAUGUAGACCAUGGUAUUAUUGUGACCACCUCUACUGUUCGUUUCAUGGGUUGGCUGGGUAAAAGGGGAUCCGAUCCGAUGGGAAGUACAUGUACAUCUAAAUUUUGAUCUUGGGUGUACUAAGUAAAAAUAAAUAGAAGUUUGCUGGGCCUAGUGGACAAGUGAAGUAAAGUGGUCCCAUCCCGACAAGUAAAUUACUGGUCCCGUGAGCCUUUCUGAAUGUACAUGUCAGUGUUGGUAAAUGAUAAUUUCCAGACAGAAAUUAUUUCAAAACUGAAUGCUACAAGAUCAUUUGAGUGACACAAUAUAUUCAAAUAAUAUUAGUUGAAAGCGUGAAUCCAUUUAAAAUCCAAGUGCAUGUUCAAAUGCGUACUCAUAUUUUUCCUCCAGUCAUCAUAUUGGUCAAAUCCAGUAGUUAAUCUGUAUCUGUCACAGCAUUUAGUGCUAUUUCUGAUACUCUAAAUUGUUAUAUAACUUAUUAUAUUAAAUUUAUUUUAUUAUAAAGUGGUGGCAAGUGAAAGCUGAAAUUUAUUUUCCCACUUGGGAAGAGGAUUUCAAAUAUUUUUUUCCUGCCUUGUAUCAGUAAGGUACACAAGUCCUAUUUUAUCCCCUGUCAGGGUGGUGAUCCACCAUGGCAAGAAUCAAUAAACUUAGCACUGAACUUUUCUCUCUAGGAACAUACUCUGUCUCUCUCAACAAUGAUAAUUUAUAUGACUGGACAAUAAAGAUUAUCAGGUGUGUAAGACGUGUACAUUGUAUUUUACCCUUUAAGGUGGCUCUGGUUACUGUGUUCGACUGCAGUUGAGUUGCAGGUUUUCUCAGACUUCAUAGGCCAUUGUGUUUUAACUGUUCUUUGUAGAUCACUGUGCCUGUAAUACAGGCAAACAAACAACAACAACAACAACAAUUUUGUUCCACAUAGUUCAGAUACAACAGUUAACACACUCAGUUAAUAUUUACAGGCCUUCUGAAGCAUCCUUUGUUUCUUGAUUUUGAGAUACCUACAUUUAUAACAGUCAUGAAUAUCACAUAUUUGUUUGAUGUCUUAGAUAAUACUGACAAAAAUCUAUGAUGUGCAUUUAUUUCCUGUAGAGUUGACCCUGAUAGUACUUUACACAAAGAUCUGAUGCAGUUAAAAGCACAGGAAGAAACAGAUCAUGUCUUACUAAAUAUGACAUUUACAGUGAGUAACAUCAUUGAAUAAUCUUUGCUCCUAGUGGUGCAUUUAGUAAAAUUCCAGGAAUAUCACUAAUGGUAAAAAUCACUGGUAAAUUGUAGAACAUGUUCCCCAGCUCCCUUCAAACGUGUUUCCCUAGUCCAAAUUCAUUGAAAAUCUUUGAAGUUAUUGUGAUAUGUUUUUACAAUGAUCAUUCUUGUGUUUCCUUAUUUCAGGACAAAUUUCCAUUUGAUCCUCCUUUUGUCAGAGUCAUUUAUCCAGUUUUAACUGCUGGGUAAGUAGCCUUUGACGUCAAGAGAAAAGUAAAAUCAAAAACAAAAAGGAAGUACUGAAUGCCAUGCUGAAACUUAUUAUCAACAUUUAUUAUGUUUAUCAGUGUAGUGUGUAUGUGCCACAUCAAUUACGUUAAUGUACAUACAUAUGCCAUUGUUAUGGUGGCAAAUUUCCUACAUGCCAACAACCAAUGUGAACGGCAAGCUGUAAAACUGACUUUCUUUGUACUCUGGACAACACAGUUGCUAACUAGAUAGAUAAUUUUCCACAGCACGUAAAAACACACAUUAUUUAUUUGUCCUGUUUUUAUGCAAGUUUGUACCCUUCAGUACAUGAUAAUGCAAGAUUAUUGCACAUGUACUGUUAUUUCCUCUUUAGUUAUGUUCUUAGUGGAGGAGCACUUUGCAUGGAACUUCUUACGCCUCAGGUAUGCAAGUUACAUUAACCUGGAUUUUACUCUUCUGUGUGACACCCUUAUGGCUAUUAAGACAAUGAUUAAUCUUAACAUCAUCAAAAUCAGUGUAAAGCGACAAAAUUGUGGAGGAGUUUCUCUUGUAAUUAUGAGGUAUAUUUAGAGACAAAACAGUCUGGACCCUUCCUUCAUCCCUUCAUUCAAAUUAAAAAGUUGGAGUGUUUGUCACUGGUUUCUAGCCUGAGAGCCAGCACUCUGGGGCACUCUGGUGGCGGGGUGGGAAAAGGAAGGACAGCUGGUAAGUACGUCUCUGGAAUUUGAAUUCCACCUCUAAUUCCCUUGUGGCUCCCUGUCAACUGAGCUGUCAGAUUUCUGCCAAUCAGCACGAAUGUUAACAAACAUUGAAAAACAAGUGCCAAGGGCAAUGAUGUCAUCACUAAUGUCAUCUCGGUCAAUCAGCAUUUCUUUCGCAUCAACUUUAGCCUGCGUAGCAUGGCGGUUUUGGUUGCUAAGUAAUAAAGGCGGGUGAGGGCAGAAAAACCGCGAGGAGAUUGGGGCGGGAGCAACUGAAAAACCGCCUGCAAGGACGGGGGCCUUUUUUGAGUCGGUCCGUAUGCCAGCGUACGGAUCGUUCUGAUUGGUUCAGAAUGCUCGCCCGUCAAUCAAAUAGUUUGGUAAAUUCCCUUGGGAGAGUUUCGAGAGACUGAACAAAUCUUCUCGUCAAAGCAAAAUCAAAAUAUGGCAGAAGCGUCAGCAGAAGCAUUAACAAGAGCGUUGUCGCUCUUGAAUAUUCGUCGGGAAAAUAGUGCAGUUGUCUUGAAGCCAGAGCAGGAAACGGCCAUUAACAAUCUUCUUAACGGGAGAGAUGUCAUGGCAAUUUUGCCAACAGGUUUUGGCAAGAGCAUGAUCUAUACUGUCUUCGCUCUUGCCAAAGAAGAAGUCUCUUCAUCGAAAACGUGUGUGAUUGUCAUUGCCCCUUUGAAAAGUAUUAUAGACGACCAGAUUUCCGAAAUGUUGUCGCUGAACUGCACGGCAAUGGAACUUACGACGGAAGCACUGAAUCUGGUUCGAGAGAGUCCACCUCAAUUUCUCUACUGCUCCGCUGAGACGGUGUUAGAAAAGGCAUUCCUUGCCGCUUUAAAAGAAAACAGUGCUCUACAUCGAGCCGUGUCGGCGAUUGUGGUCGACGAAUCACACACAGUUGAAGCAUGGACAGGAAAAAGGUGAGAUUUUUGUUUACGUCCGCCCUUGUGAGUCUCAUGUUUACAAUAUAGUUCGUGGUCUCUCAUAAGCUUAUAUUUUGUCAAUCCUUUCAUUUUUUGACUAGAAAGCAAAGCAAAGGUGCGAAACCUGUUCAAGUGUUCCGUGGAGCGUAUGGAAAGUUAGCUAUUCUUCGGUCAAUGUGCAAAGACGGUAAGAAAAUAAUUUAAGUUACAUGGUGUCGUUCGCAUGUUUAACACUACGUCAAACAAUCAGAAACAAUACAGCAGGUAUGCAAGAAAACUAUUAUGAAAACCUACACAACCUCAUCAUCAUGUUAGCCGGUAUUUUAUGAACCUGCUUUAUAUUUACCCUCGAUGGUUGUAUUUUUAAAUUCUGGUAUCAGAUGUUUAAAGCUUGUCCUUGUGUAAUGGUGUUCAUUCACAUGCACGGCCAAAACAGAAAAAGAAUAAUACAGUGUAUCAUAUAAAUGAAAACCUGCUACAUUUAAGGGCUUUAGAAGGGCAAUGAUUUAAGUGUAAGAAAGUUGUAGACUUAUUCGUGCGAUCAGUUCAUGUACAACAACCAAUUGCCUACUUAAAUGAUGAAAUAAAAUUAUUGCAACAGAAAACCUACUUGAAAAUUUGACCAAUUUCAUAUGUACCCUGUAAACCUUAAGCUUCUCGAACACUCCACCAGACUUCAGUCCUUUGUCCUGUAGUUGGUAUUGUAAUAUAUUAAUUAUUAUUCUGUUUUAUUGUAGGAAUUCCCUUGCUGGCUCUCACUGGGACUGCAGAUAAGGAAACUGAGAAGAUAAUUAUCAAAGAGCUUGCCAUGAAGGAUCCUGUCAAAUUGUUUGUCAGCCCAAACAGAUGCAAUCUGCGACUGUCUAUCAACAAAGUUGGAAGACUUGAUAUGCUAAAGCAACUGGAUUGGAUUGUUGAAAUGAUAAAGACAAAUGGCAAGGAAACUCCCAAAAUCAUUGUGUUCUGUGACACCAUGUACUCCAUUGCAAGUGUUUUCAACUACCUGAUGAUGUCACUUGGAGAAAAAGCUUUCCAUCCAAGCUCAUCACGGCAGCCCAAAAAUUGUUUGUUUGGCAUAUUUCAGUCACUUUCUCAUAAAGAGUACAAAGACAGGUUAUUGAAUUCAUUUAAAAACAAUGGACUAAAGCGUAUUGCCAUUGCUACUACAGCCCUCAGUAUGGGAGUAAAUUUUCCUGAUGUUCGUUAUGUUGUAAUGUAUGGUCCUGCGAGAAGCCUUCUUGAUUUUCAUCAAGAAGCAGGUAGGGGUGGAAGAGAUGGCCUGUCUUCAGACAUCGUAUUAUAUUUUUAUGGUCAGCAGUUGGCACACUGUGAGGAAGAUGUGCGUGACUUUUUGAAAACAAGUGGUUGCUACCGUAUAGCAAGCUACAAGACAUUUGAUCCCGAGAUUGCAAGUUUGUCUCCAUCUCAUGACUGCUGUAACUUUUGUGCGGUUUCCUGUGUUUGUGGUGGUUCAAAUGGUUGCACCGAAUCAGUCAAGCCCUUUGAGAGAAAAUCAGCUCCAUCAACAAUAGUACCAACCAAAUGUCGAAAUGUAAGUGAUGAGGAGAGGAGUAUUUUGAAUGCUGCUCUCUGUGAGUUGCAGGAGAGUCAUUCCUGCAGUGCAUUUGGGUAUUGCCAUGGCUUUUCAAAGGAGCUAGUUUCUGACUGUGUGGCAAACUGUCACAAUUUGUUUACUCUCGAGGACAUAACUACCACUGUGCCUGUUUUUUCAAAAAAACAUGCUCUUAAAAUUCUGGAAAUUUUAAAUGAAAUAUUCAAUGACAUUGAUGAGUCAAGCUUAACUGAUCCAACAAACAGUUUCUCUGAAGAAUUCAUUACUGGACUGGAAGAAUUGCUUUUGUGUGAUUAUACUGAUUUUGAAGAUCAUUUACCAGAUCCAGAUGCUUUGUUAGACUGAAUCUACACCUGAGUUAAUGUAGACACUUGUUAUACUAAAUGUAUUAACAGCUCCAAUCGGAAGGACAAGGACAACUUGUUGUUUACCCUUUAAAAGUGGUCUUGGAUCAAUGUUUCAUUCCCUUCCCUUUUGUUUGCAAAAGUCUCAUAUUUAGUAUCCAGUAAGAAAGUGACAAGUGUAACUUUCAUGACUGUUACUUGAAGAAAUGACAGUUUAUUAAUAUUUGCAAUAUUUAUAUAUUGAAGUAUUUAUCUUCAAACUGAGAACUGUGGCUGCUUCUAAUGCGGUUAUAACCUCCUCGGCCUCAGUUGUUCAAACGUGGAAUAGCGCUAUCCACUGGAUAAACCUCAAUCCAGCAGAUGAGUGUUAAGGAAACUUAAUUGCACUAUUCACUGGAUUGAGUGUUAUCCAGUGGAUACCAUUAUCCACCUUUCAAACAUCUGGAGCCUGGGAUUCAAGCCCUCUUAAAACCCCUUGCAAAGAUGGGUAUGGGUGAUUAAAAAAAAAAUUGGGGUAGACAGAUUUAGAGGGAAAAAAUUGUUUGCAAUGAAAUACACAAGGAAAUUCUUACACUGAAAAAUAUCUUUCAUUGCUUGUAAUGCUGAAAAACAAAUCUUACACUGUUUUACAUGUCAGAAAAAAACCUUUCACCAGAGGAAUCCACAUCAUCCAUACCCCCCACUAAAAGUCAAAUAGUUGACCCUUUAUAAGAGGCAGUUUACUACUGUAUAUUAUUUUUUGUUAUUAUUAUAUGGCUGCAGAGGUUGGCAAAAAGACAAUUCGGUAUUCCUAUUAGUCACCCAACCUGGCUAGUUUAGAUGUGCCUGCCUGUCUGGGAUUUCCUAUUGGUCUCACAAGAUACAGUUCCUUUAGUCCUUGUAUCUAAAACCUUUACAAUGUUUUUUGGUGAUGGCUGGCUGGUGGCAUUUUUAUUGACCUUGACUUCCUCUUGACCCAUAAAAAAAGAAAAAAUUCGCAACAAAAACAUAGAUCAACAACCAGUUGUCUUAAUCUCAUGCAUGGGAAAAAACACAUUUCUUGUCAAUUAAACUGCCAUUCAAAAUACCCUGCACAAAUUUUAUCGCUAUUUUUCAUGUUAUUUUAAAAACUUGCUGUUUAAAUGAAAAAACAUGUAAAGUAUGUUUAAAUGAAUAAGUAAAACUACACUAAUUAUAGAAGGCUAAUGGUACUUGAUUUAUAAACCCACUUGGUAAAUAAAUUCAUACUGUACAGGAAAAAGAAAUCCUCACUUCUUGUGGUAUGUCAACUUUAGCUGGGAUUCAAUUUGAAUUCAAUUAAACUCUAUUUAAUUCGUAGAUAGGCUCCCAUGUCUUAAUAAGCCCAUUCAUCCACGUGUGUAGAUCACGGUAAUCAAGAUUCUGCAAUAAAUUAGAUGAGAAUUCAGGAAAGGAUGGGUGCCCUCCCCUGCCUGGAUUAUGUUUGAAUGCAGAAAUUUGCAUUAAAUCGCAGAUCAAUUGGUGUACAGCAACUUCAGGAUUUCCUCCAGACCUGUAACCUCGGAUUUCUGGGAGUCCCAAGUCAAUCCUUAUUGAAUCAUAAAUGUUUUCCAUUGGCUCAACAGUGUUAGCUACUCUUGCUGCUGAAUCUUCAUUGAUAUUGGCACCAAGUGCCUUCCACAUUCCCUUUACAUCACGAUUGUACUGCUCGGUUCGCAAGUCCAGUGGAAUGUUCAUUCCUGGCAAGCCAUGUUUGUUAAAUGUUCUGUUCCAUUUAAGAUCAUGUGCAUCUGAUUCUGACAAUAUCGCCUUAAUUUUGGCCAAGUAAAGCAAGAUUACGUAAGCAUAUUUGGUCUUGCCAUAUGCUUUGAACAAAAGCAAGCCAAACCUGUAAAAAUCAUGGAGCCUAUCACCAUCCCCUUCUUUAAUGGCAUCAUCAAACUCAAAUAAGAUAAGUCCAAAGGUAAGCUUUGCCUGAUGAUAGUUAAAUAGGAAAUCUUCCUUUGCUCCCUCUUUCCCUGCCCCAUCUUGCUGAUCUUGCUCUGUCUGGACAGUGGUGCCUGAAUGUGCUGUGCUUUCAUGUCUAGAUAAGGAAAAAAGAGCUUUUUUAAUAAUUGCUCUUAACAAUAUGUUGCUUCUAUUAACCAGGCUUUUAAUUAUCAUCUUCCAUGACAACUAAUUUCGUGACAAUUAUAUAAGACACUUACAUUUUCAUUAGUCGACUGAAAUGAACGGAGGAUAAGAGGGCAAAACAAUAUUAAGAGUCAAAUUUAUAGUUUCUUCAUACCUGUUUCUGGUGGAUUUUGUUGAGAACACCAGGCCACAUGACAUUCUACAGUGGUAAAAUCCCAUAAUAUCCCUCUCUUUCCCUGCCUCAUACUGUUCCCAAACAAUGCCAUGCUGCGUAACUUCAUGCCUUUUACAAACAAAAAGAAAUAUCAACAUUGAAUCUGGAAGGAGAAAUCCAAAUUGACAACUGGCCCCUUUGGAACAACAACAAAAAAUCCUACUGUUUGAUAAUACUCCCAUAUAGUGGAGUUAACCCAACAGGGUUACACUAAAGCUGUCAGCAAAAUACAAAGAGUGUAGGCAGGGAUUCAAACAGAUAAUUAUAGUAAUUGAUGUCUUUGGGUCCUAUAGUUUUCCUUUAUUUUACUAUGACAGUAGCCGGGAUCAUGUUUUUAGUUAUAGCCAAGGGAAACCCCUGCAUGGCCCUAGCCUGUUAUGACAGUCCAGAGUUAUCAUAGAGAUUGAAAAGUCACAUAAGCUUGGAAUAACAGCUGCUCCCCAUUCGCACUUACUUGACUCUACUUGAGUGUUGACUGUAAUUUUUGUCACACCCAUCAACCCGGCACAAGAAACCUGCUGCUGCAACUGCACUCUCCAACUCUCUCACUUGCUGGACCAAAGGUUCAACUUCACUGACUGUCAUAAUGUAUGUUUCUACAUGUUUAAGGCAGAGUUCAAGUAGCCAUUUCCUACGACUUUCUCUACUCAAGUCCUGUUUGGUUGGUACAUCAUAAUCUGGAUUAUCUGUUUAGAAAAACAAUGACAUAAAAGAACAUUUACAGCAUCCAACAUCAAAAGGCUAACAUGACACAAAAUAUUAAUACAUUCUUCCGAUUUCAGCCCAAUUGCUAUGGUAAACUUUACAAAUGUUGAGUUGCAGUUUUAAUUAAUAACUCAAUUGAGUUAUGAAUAUGGCCAUCUUGGGGACAAGGAAUAGUGGCUCUUGUAGAGAGGUUUACCCAAGAUUGAUUGUACGGACCCAGUCAUGCAAAAAAGGGGCCAUUUUGGUGAGGUGGAGUUUAAGUGGAGGUUUGACUGUAUUUAUAUUUACCAUCAAAUGUUGUCAUUCCUGACAUUUCCAUAAAUGAAGCGCAGACAUGAGCCUCUACUUCACGUGCAUGAAACUCCUUAUAUUCAUUGUAAUGGUUGUUCACCCCCUUCGCAGCAUUGGUCUUAAACGUUCUGUUCAUGCUAGCACGAGAAGUUCCAAUCUCUGCAGCUGAGGAGUUGUCAACAAAGAGCUCAUUUUCAAUCUGUUGUAUAAAAUUAGAACAAAUAAUUCUAAGUUUUUUUUUUAUUUAUGUGUUAUAUAUUGAUGUUAUUGAAUUUAUCACAGGUCCCCGUCCCACAUAUUCCCUUGAAAUGUUUUUCCCAGCUGCCUAUAAAUGGAAUGUAAACUGCUACUCAGCAAUUCAGCAGCUGCAGUUGUGCACACCUCCAAAAAAAUUUCAAAAAAGAUUGUUUUACUUCCUUCGAAAUGACAAAAUCUUUUUUAUUUGGGAUAGAGUUCAGAGAAAAAGACUAAAAUUUGGAAGUAAACAUUUUUGCCUUGAGGCUAGUUAACAAUGUCAUAAUAGCACUGUGUGUUGCUAAACAGCACCGCUUUUUUUAAGUUUUCCUUCUGAUCUUAAUAAGUUAAUUCUAGAUACAAACCAUAUACAAAUUGAACUUUGCAUGCCAGUCUGCAAAUUCUGUUUCCAGGCCCUCAAGUCUAUCGUAUUCAUUGUCACCAUCUUGGUAUACCCAUUGUGUGUUUCUUGCCCUUUCCUCAAAUAGCUGGUCUCCAUGAAAUGGCACUGACUUGAGGACUGCUUUUCCAUCCGUGGUUUUGAACGAUGGCACAUACUUUUCAUGAUUUGUCAUAAGAAGUUGUGCCAUUUCACUUGCAACAUUGGGAUUGAAGAAUUGAACACCCAGACUACACUGCAAUUGAAAAAAAUCAGAGGAACCACUAUUUAAGGCUCUUAAGAACUGAGCUAAAAGAUGCACAUUUCAAGGGACUGAAAGAGUUUGAAUGCCAAAUGCCCAAUUUUUGUUUAUUUUUGAGUAAUAUUUAAUUUAAAAAUUGCUUUUUGUAGUUGGCAUGUACUAUAGUUUGCAAACAAGGGAGGGUUUUUAAAGAUUUCACAGGUCUACAGGCAGUGGAUACUAAAUGUUUGAAAAUAUCCUCUUGGGAGACAACAAUUGUACAUACACCAGAAAUUUACUUCAUAAAAAAGGAGUUUGACCAUAUAUUUUUUUCAAACAUAAGCUUUCAGUUCCUUGGUGACAGUGGAUAUAUAUAAAAAAAAUAUAUAUACCUAGACAUCAGCACUGCACUGAUGAGGCCCAGAAGGCCGAAACAGUACUGUCUGCAGUUAAAAAAAAAAAAAUAUAUAUAUAUAUAUAUAUAUAUCUACAAGUUGAUCCUUCUCUUAUAACCUUAUACAUUGUGUAUGCCAUACUUAUAUUGCUAGCAGGUUUACUACAGGUUAUAUUUCCCAGUAGGUUUUUAAAUUGAUGGUAUGUAAGUUAAACUCACGGUUUGUGAUUUUGUCUUCAUUUCCUUGGAGUAGUGAUGUGGAAUGUGACGAAUGACUACAUCCCUGAAUGGAUGGAACUUUGUGAGGUACUUGCUUAUAAUCCUGCUCACCAACACAGCCCAUCUGUGUUUGAGGCGUUCCAAACUUGCUUGGUCAGGAAGCAGAUCAAGUAACUGCAAUUCUUUAAGGGAUUUUCUUGGUCUUUUUGUGUCCAAUGCCACCUCAUUGACACGGUUCAGAACAGCAUACUGCUGGGUCCAAUGAAUAGAACGGUUGCUGCUCUCAACACUCUGGAUCCUGGCAUUGACCAUUAAAUCUAUAUUGUCGCCAACCAACCUAGAGUUUUGAAAAAAAAAAAACAAUUAAAUUUUACUUGUUUCUUUAAAGAUUACAAAUUUUGUUUGCCAAGAUGAUUAAUUAUUGUUAUUUUUUUGGAUAAUUCUAGGAGAAAAAAAAAUUAAAAAAGGACUAAGUACACCUCUCUACCGUCCUGUGCGUCUCUGAAAUUUAGUUAUUAAAACCUCUAAAAACCUAUUUUAUAAAUAAUCAUUUAAUCUUUCAGGGUACCCAACGACGGUUUCAUCCUAAAUGUAUUGGAAAACAUUUUUUUAGGCUAUAGAUCUAAAAGCAGCGCUAAAAAAAUGUGUCUGUUCGGUCUUCCCGUGGCAACUUAAUUCUUUUCGAAAUGACAUGGGUUUCAAUGUAUUUUCCCGAAAAUUUUAGAUGUUAUUUAACGUAAGUUUAAGUUUCACGACAUUAAAACGUCUUUUUUCUACGAAAAAUAGCGUAACCCGUGGAAUUAAAAUGCGAAAAGAAAAAACAGAAAAUUAUGUGUUCCAAAAUUGUCCGUGAAUGGAACGGUCAUCAAGUUAAUUUUAGCCUUCCACAUUAGCUAAAAAUAAUUCUAAGGCAGGUCAUUUUUGGUCCUCCGAAAACAUAUUUUACCAAAAAAAAUCGUUUGCAGUUUAUAAAAUAAUAUACCUGUAGUAAGGAAGCUGAAUUUUGGCAAUUUCUGCUGCUGCUGCUCCUAACUCCUGGUCUGUGAUGAUAUCUUGUUCAUCCGAGAAGCGGUUAAUGUGCUCCUGGCAGAAUUGGAAAGCGGCCGGCUCGAAGAAAUCAUAUUUCCUGAUGGUUUCCUCUGAAAAAUCGAUGUCGACACGCAUCACAUCGUCCUCGUGAUUGCCAACCUGCUUUUCUCGAACUUCAUUCAGCAACAGGCUAGCAACUUUCGCCUUUUCAAUCUCCCUCUUCCAAUGACCUACUUUUGAUUCACAGCACUCGCCCAUCUUCCUUUGGAAUUGUACAAUCAUAUCUGGAGACAUGCAUACUCCAAGUUUAUUUAGAAUUCGCAGAUCUUCAUGCUUGACUCCACUGUGAAAGAGAACUGCAGAAAUACGGUAUGCGACUGCUGACAUGGUCUCGUUUCUUCCUCUAGCAGCAACUGAUUUUAUCAAGGCCAUUGCAUUGAUUUUCUUGACAUCCAGUUGUGAAGAAUCUCGCACAUUACACGCACCUCUGACACAAUUCAUCCAGAAUGGACACCACACAUCUGCCUCAUGAACCAAAACUUUAUUCGAAAACGCGGCCAGAUCGUCGGGUCUUGACUUUUUCAAUACUGAAUCUGUCGCAUUGUUACAAUAUUCCUGGAAUUCUUUGCUGACGGUUCUUCUCAGAGGAUCCGGCAACUCUUCCCGAAUAUUCGGGUGCUCGAAUGUCAAAUUCGCAACCGUUUUCCAUUUUUUUCUGCACAGAUUUACCAUGAUCGAUUUCGUCUUAUCAUGAAACGAGCUGAACGUUUCAACGCGACCACCCGGGUUAACAAUUACCACUUUAGCUUCGGUGCUUGAACUUUCAAGUAAGUCUUCCACGUUUAGAUAUGAGAGAAAAAGUUCGCCAGCUUCCUGAGGUGAGUCAUCCGCUGUGUUUGAAGUAGAGAUUUCGUUGUGAUCGCUGUCAGUGUUAACCACAGAGCUCGAAACAUCUUUAAAACUUAAGGAUUUUUUCGCUAAUGAUUUUUGUCCAGUUGCUUUUUUCCCUUUUCUGGCCUGAGGACUUCUAUCCGGCGAUGAAAUGGUUGUUGGCAAAAGCCGCUUGAAUCUACCAGAAUGGUCAUCAACUUCCAUCACAGCCGAGUUAUCCUUCUCUCUUUUCAAGUUUGAGGCGAUGAAGGUAUAGAAAUCAAAUGCGUUCCGUAUUUUCCUACCACAGGCAUGACAUACUCGAUCAGAGAACGUGUCUGAUUUUUCAAUUUCCAGUCCAAUAUGUGAACAGAGUUCUGCCAAAGUCAGACCUUGUAUGCAUCCUUCGCGCGUCGAGACCUUGAAAAGGUUUUGCGUUGAAAUAUACGAAUUUUUUUUAAAUUCUCCGUAUUUAAUCUUUAGCGGACAACAAGACAAUCUACAAUUAUCAUUGACGCUUGAAAUAGCCCGUUGAAUAUUGGCAGGCUUUUUCGGCGUAUCGCCCUUCGUAGCCAUCGAAGAAGACGAAAGAGCAUGAGGAUUUGUCUUGAUUUCUUGCCAAACGCGCCACACUUUCGCGCGAAGUUUCAUAUUACUAUCAAGCCUAUGAUUGGCUGGAGAAAUUGAAACCAGACAAGUUGUCACCCCGGGUGUCAAAAUGAGGUGAAGGGGGCGGCAGUCAAAAACCCCUCGAAUCCGGGCAGGCGGUUUUUCUUUUUCUCGCGGCUUCGCCGCUCGUUCUCGCGCGCUUCGCGCGCGAAUUUCGCGGCUACGCCGCUCGUGCGCCCGGCUCGACAAAACCGCCAUGCUACGCAGGCUACAUCAACUUUUUCGAUGCAGAUAUUCAAAUUCCAAAGACGUAGUUGCAAGUUUUCCUUGCUUUUCCCACCCAUCUGCCGGAGGACCCUAGAGAGCUUGCUCGAGGGCUAACUGUUUUCUAAAACAGGUACAUGUACCUCGAACAGUGACACAACAUUGCUUAACACUUAUUUUUUCAUUAUCAAUUAUUGAAUUGAUUGAGGCUGAGUAUGAUCUAAAGAAUUAUGCAGAUUGAGGUGGGUUUUGGAUGAGGCAGAUUACACCCUCUGAGAUCUCCAUAAUUUUUCACAUCAUGCGAAAGCUAUAUCUAGUAACUGUUAUAAUAUUCAUUAUAACAUUAUAAUAUUCAUAGUUUUAAAACAAUCUAAACACGCCUACCUUGUUCGAUUUGCAAUUUCAUUUCAUCAUCUUCAAUUGCCUGUUUCUUGGCAAGUUCAAGAGAUAAAGGGAUGUUUAGUUCAAUAGCUAAGGGGAUGUUACGUUCUGCAGAUACCUUUCGAAGGUAGUCAUACUUAUUCAUAACCCUUACCACUUUUGUUAAGGUUUUGUGUUAACUUUCACCAUGUAGGGGUGGAGCAGUGCCUAUACAGUAGAAGCCGUUAUCAUGCAAAUAGCGGCUACACUUGUGAAAGGAAAAGCAAGGAUUAACUUCCAGGAUAAUAAAAAGGUAAUACUGUAUGCGUAGUAGUCAACUGCAUACAUAGUAAGCUCUUUGUGAAUGGGCUUUUUGUACUUGUAACACCAUAAGCAUUGCUUAAGGAAUAGUGUCCCAGGGGUUUCAAUAAAAAUUGAAGUAGCUGCCAGGUUUGAAUAGAUUAAGCGACUGUGUCAACCAGAGACCGUUAGUCCCCUUUUUAGGGGCAGGAGGGAGGCCUGGGGGGCGUUGUGCCCCAGAAAAUUGUGAAAUUUCAAGCCCUAAAAUGCGAUUUUCAGCGUUCGGUGGACCAAAUUUGAGGAUGAAAGAGCAUGUGUUUCAUUGAAGAAAAUGUAGGUUUCAAUUUAUCAGUCACACAAUCAAUUCCCUCAAGCAAUAAACAAAUGAUGAAAACUAAACUACGUACUUUUGCACGUAAACAAAUUCUGCAUAAACAUAUAAAGAAACUUGUGAAAAAAUGACUGAAAUAAUUUUAUAGCGUUCACAUGACUAAAGUAUAACAUAAAACCAGUGGGCCUUUAUGAGAACACAUUAUAAGUACGUUUUCAUUCAGAUUUUAUGAUAUAUUUUUAGGUUACAACGUUAUUCAAAGUAGUUGCUUCUUCUUUCUAGACAAAAGUAGCUGACCUCUAUGAGCAAAGUAGCCGACACGUUUCGUCGGCUGUCGGUGCUUUAUAUUGAAACGGGUGUCCUGUUCUUAAUAUUGUUAUCUUCUAAGCUGUGAGGUGUAUUUCUGAUUUUACUUAACCCUGCCAAUUGUCUUUUUGUUCAUAUUAAGUUUCAACAAAUCAACUCAUAAAUUAUUAUCUCAUGAAAAUAUAGAUAAUUUCUGAAGUCAUUCUGGAUAGCUAAAACUCCAGGCCCCAGGGGCUGGGCUAACUUGUUUUCAAAAACCACAAUAAAAAAUUGCAAUCGGUUUCAAUGUACUUCAAAUGUGUCCGUCUGUGCCUCCUUUUGUAUUUGCUGUGGUAACCCUUUAACUGGCAAUCGUACAUACAGUGUAUAUGUACGGAAGGACCCUCUUGGCGUAAUCACUCUCUACAGUUCAGUGAUUUGGCCUGGACUGCUUCAAUGCUUUUUACAUGAAGUAGUUGUUGUAACGUUCGAGUGGAUUUUGGCAGUAGCUGGCAUCAAAUCUACUGAACUUUUUAACUGUAAAAUUUGAUCCAGUUUUUGUCAUCUGUGGAGCUUUAAGUAAUUGCACUGAGUAUGAUUCUCUCCACCUGACCUUCAACAUGGAUCAAAACUUGCAAUUCUGAAGAUAAAUGUCCGAGCAAAGGAAAACAAGUUUGUAUGACUAGUAAUGGUGAUUGACUCGAUAGUAUGAAGCAACUUUGGAAGUCAAGUGCCCUCAGAGAGUUGAAAUUGGAAACUUGGUAAAACGUUAACAAUAAUUUUAUUGCUGCACCUAAAAGAGCAUUCUGUGAUAAACAUUUCAUGAUAUAAUUAUAGUUAAUGACCCUAGGAUUUAUAAUAUAGAAGUCGUGAGCAUAUUUUCACAAGACAGUGGCAAUGAAAAAAAUUUCCCCCCAAAUUUGCUGGUUAAAGGGUUAAUUAAUUUAUACCUUCUUUUUAUGUUUUGAGCAUUGCUUUUUGCGUUUCACUCAAAUUGGUGGGAGUUCCCGCUGUUUGAAUUUUGAUAAAUUUUGUUACACAGCCUCUUUAAGAUAAUAAUAUUUUUCCUGACUUUGCUUUAACAGCCUGGUGUCUACAGCCUUGCAAGAGCCCAACAAUCUUUUAAGUCCUUAGUACAGAUCCAUGAAAAAAAUGGUAAGAGUGAUCUUCAAUUUUUGCGUAUUCAAUCAUACGAAAUUGAAGUUUUUGUUUGUCCCUGAGAAUACUCAGUUUAUUCCCCUACUUUCCUGUAAGAUCUUCAAGAUCAAGUGCUUACUGUAUUGGGUAGCCAUCUUGGUUUCAAUUGUUAGUGUAACUCGGAGAAGAGUGUCAACUCUACUUAGGGGGUAGGGGGUGGGUGGGAAGGAGGCAAGAUCCCCAUUCUUCUUGCCUGUCUCACCCCAUUGCUUUAAACCCUGACACAUCUGCCUGUGAGUGUUUUACUAACCUGUGUAGCAAGCAUGUCAAUGCAUGUUUGUUGAGAAAGUUAGAAGAAGAGGGACUAAGGGAAAAUAAUUGCUCUCCUGCAAGCCCCACAAUUCUGAAAGAAAACAACAAACAAACACUCGCGCAAACAAAUUAAUAAACACCCAUUUUAUGGUUCACAGUUCAGUUCAUUUGUAGAUUGACAGCUUUUCAACGUACAUGUAGUAGCCAGUAACAUAUCACAAGUUGUUAUAAAUUUAUUUGGCUUUUUUGUUUUAUUCUCAUUUUUAGGAUGGUAUACUCCACCUAAACAUGAAGGCUGACUUAAAAUAUUAUUGUUAAUAUUAGAUUUGUAAUUUCUAGUGCAUGGGCUGCUGUUUGCAUGGGAUAUUUUCUAAAAAAGUUCGCGCAUGUGGUGUACAUAGUUCACCAUUGACCCUUAAGCUCUUACAACAACACUCAUUAUCCUCAAACCUUUUCUAUGUGUACUUCUUAUAAUAUGGCACAGUGAAACCCUCUACAUAGCUGUACCAACCCUGGGCUAUAAAAAGGGGAAAAUGCCAAACUAAAACAUUGUGAAAUGACAAGAAGAACUUGAUUCUGACAAGCGACCUUCUAGGAAUCACAUAUCACUUGAAUGCUUACACACUUUAAUCAGCAACCUUUGCUAACAAGACUCCCUGAUAAAUAAUGGUAGUAAUCUUGACUGAGUAGAAUACAAUUUGGUUCGCAGUCAUGCAAUAAUUGAUUAACAAAAUCAUAUGACUGCUUAGAAAGAGUCCGAUUUGUUUAAUGUAUAUGAUGAUAACAGACCGCAUGGGUGAUAGAACAUGAAGUUCUGUUAACAGUUAUUAAUUCGAACUAUAACAAAAUUUGUGACAAUUUAAGCUUUUUUAAAUUAAAACACAAGAUCUUCCAAGAGUCUUUUCCCAGAUGACCAAUUCCUUGGUCGUGGCACUUACCGUCCCAUUACUCUGGAAUUCCUGGAAUUAGGGCUGCUGAUAGCUAAUCAGGUGAAGAGAAUUUUGUUAUAGUUAUGAUUAUCGAUUCAUUGCUUCAUGCUUUCAUACAUUACCAGGCAUUUACUCGGUCAUUUCAAUGAGGCUAAAUUGUGAAAAAGGCAACCGUUGGAAUAUUUCAAAAGGCAGUCAUUUCUUCUAAUGACAGAUGGUGGUCAUAUUUUAACAAGAAAAUGACUAGACUCUUGUUUUGGGCUUAGGAAAAAAUGUCUUUGGUCUUAAUAAGGAGUAGGCUCAGUCUCAAGCCUUUGGUUUCUCGAUGCGCCCGCGGUACUCCCCACACCCAUUACAACUGACCAAUCAGAAGGCAGCCCACAGAAUUCCGCAGGCUGGCUUCUGGUUGGUCAAUUUUAACAAUAGCCAAGCCCGUGCGCCCAGCCGUCGGGUGGGGAGUGCCGCGGGCACAUCGAGACAGCCAGGACUGGAGACUGAGCCUAAAUAUGGAGGUGAUCGUGUGACUGUUAUGAUCAUAUGGUUGUAUUUCACCGUACUGUUAAAGGGCUUUUUUAAAAUGUGUAUGCCAUUUUCCCCCUAGUGACCAUUGCCCUUAUUCCAUUCUUGUAACCUUUAUGUUUGAGUGAACAGUGUAUUAUGUAAGGAGAAACUAGAUGUUGGUCAUUUCCAGAGCUUGGAGGUCGGUUGGUGAUAGAUUUCCUUUGAUUUAUGAAACAAGUUAAAAAUAGUCCUAUCAUGGUACCGGUAUGCUUCGAUCCUCAUUCACAAAGUGUCUCUCUUCAACUGUGGCAUCAUCAAACAUGAUGUGCUCAAAGGGGGGAGCAAGAUAUUCCAUUCAGGGUUGACAACAGAGAAUUCAUUAGUUUUGUUAUCUGUACACUUUUUUUUUCCUGAAGGGCUAGAAAAGUGGCCCUCUUGCCUCUGUUCCCUUAUCUGUGAACACCAGGUCAAUCCAUCAACUCGUUUGGCUUGGAAACAUUGUCGGAGUGAAUAAAAGAGGCGUAACAGAGGAAAAAGAUAUUCCCUCAUUCUGUUAUAGAUCCCAGUGAGUAUCAUUCACACAGGGAUAUACCUCCGUAUUGAACUUAACUACUGUUAAAAGUACUAGUUCACCAAGGAGGCGUUACAAAUUCCUAAUCGUACAUAACAUUUCCAUUUUUGUUCUUUCGCCCUAGUUCUCUGCAUUUUUGCAUUUUGUCAAAAGAUAGACCUUCGAUAAAUAGAUUUUAAGUGCAAUUAAAAUAAAAAGAAAAUAACUGCA
Porites lobata is the source of this 24477-nucleotide messenger RNA. Lineage: Eukaryota; Metazoa; Cnidaria; Anthozoa; Scleractinia; Poritidae. The record is from the annotation of a GenBank genome assembly.